Solea solea (common sole) is the source of this 1266-nucleotide messenger RNA. It is a transcript of the gene mrpl38, whose product is annotated as mitochondrial ribosomal protein L38. The record is from RefSeq and is a predicted model, not a curated record. Lineage: Eukaryota; Metazoa; Chordata; Actinopteri; Pleuronectiformes; Soleidae. Gene Ontology annotation, cellular component: mitochondrial large ribosomal subunit. The coding region runs from base 6 to 1166 and encodes 386 amino acids. The transcript has 9 exons.
CCAAGAUGGCGCUGCGCGCAGUGUGUACCGCUGCUCUGCGCUCUGGGACAGAUUUAGGGGUCAAUAAUGCCAGGACGUUUGUCACCACAGCAUUCCUCUGCAAGCGGAGACCUCCACUGGGUCCACUCCCAAAUCAAGACAUUGACGUUACGGACCUGGAGGCGCUAGAGAAGUACCGCAGCUACACUCUGUACCUCAAACAAGCGGAGGAAGCGAAAAACAAACCUGUGUGGUGGAAGUCUUACAAGGGCUACAUGGAAAAAAGUGACCCUGAACAUGGCGUGGAGAAAGUGGAUAUUGGCUUUCCGUUCAUUCGACCCAGCAGGACCAAAGAAUUGAGGGAGCGAAAGCAAGUAAUCAAAGACAACAAGAAGAAUGCUGAGCUGGAGAGGGCUCUGCGUUUGCGCACUUUUAAGAUCCCUCUGGAUCGGGUCCAGGAGACCUGGAUGAAGAUAAGUGGUCCAUAUCAAAUAAAGAGACUGGCAGAGCACUAUGGAGUCUUCACAGAUCUCUUCCCCACGGCCUACUUUAUACCUCAGGUGUCGCUACAUAUCUCUUAUAGCCAGGACACCAGUGGUCAGGUGCAUCAUGGAAACCGGCUGACGCCAACAGAGGCAGCGUCUGCUCCUCAGAUCACCUUUGACGCAGAGGAAGGCUCCCUGUGGACCCUCAUGCUCACAUGUCCAGAUGAGCAUCUUGUGGAUAACGAGGCAGAAUACAUCCACUGGCUCGUAGGGAACAUACCAGGUGGAGCGGUGCAGUCUGGAGAGGAGCUGUGCCACUACCUGCCGCCAUUUCCCGCCAAAGGAACAGGAUUCCACCGCUACGUUUACGUCCUCUUCAAGCAGGAGGCGCUUAUUGACUUCCAACAGGAUGUCAGGCCUUCACCGUGCCAUUCUCUGGCAGAUCGAACAUUCAAGACGAUGGAUUUCUACAGGAAGCAUCAGGACAACCUGACACCUGCAGGCCUGGCCUUCUUCCAGUGCCAGUGGGACGAAUCGGUCACCAACACCUUUCACAACACCCUCAACAUGAGGGAGCCUGUGUUCGAGUUCAUCCGUCCUCCAGUGUACCACCCUCCGCAGGUCAAAUACCCUCAUAAUCAGCCACUGCGCUACCUGGACAGAUACAGAGACGGGAAGCCGCACACCUUUGGAAUCUACUAGUCAAGCAAAAAAUUGAGGAAAAAUCCCCUAAACCGUUUUUCCCUAAUGUAGAAUUUUGGCAUAUUUAUGUUAAUGAUAAUAAAGAUUAUUUCUAAUGUGA